AUGCUCUUUAUUGACAAAGCUACUCUCGGGCAGGCAGUCUUCCUGGGUAUCCUGGAUGACCUUCAUAUCAGUGAUGGAAAUUAUAACAACCUCAACACGUUAUUCUACACCGGGUACAUUAUCGGCCAAUUGCCGGCACAGCGCCUAAUCCAGCGACUGCCGAUGAGUAACUACGUCUCGGUGACAAUCUUCAUCUGGGCAGUGCUUAUAUUCGCUCAUUGCGGCGCAACGAGCUACGGCAGCCUGAUCCUGCUCCGCCUGCUACUGGGCUUGGUCGAGUCCGGCAUGGUGCCUGCACUCGAAAUGACAAUGGGCAUGUUCUUCGUCCCCCACGAACUACACGCACUGCAGCCUCUUUUCUGGAUCUCCUGCGUCGGCGCCCCGAUCCCCUCGGGCCUCCUCAGCUACGCGCUCCUAUGGAGCAAGGCCAGCGUCGCGCCCUGGAAACUGUUCAUGAUCACCACAGGCGGUCUGACCCUCUUACUCGCCGUCUUCUCCUGGUUCUGGUACCCGGACAACCCAGCCAAAGCGCGCUUCUUGACACCGAAAGAGCGACUGCAGGUCAUCACGCGGGUCCGCAACGCGACCCGCGGCUCAAUCGAGCAGAAAACAUUCAAAAAGUACCAAUUCUACGAGGCGCUGCGCGACCCGAUCUCCUGGCUCUUCGCCCUCGCCGCCUUCGCCCUCAUGUUAGCAAACAACCUCUCCUUCCAACAGAGCCUGAUCCUGCUCUCCCUGGGCGUCGGAAACCUCGGCUCAACGCUCGUCACCGUCGCCGGCGGCGGCUUUGCAGUCGCCUGCGCGGUCGUCGCCUCGCUCCUCAUGCGCCUCUUCCCGGGCUACAGCGCCUGGUGGGCGACGCUCUGGGUGCUCCCCGCAAUUGCGGGCAGCAUCGGAAUGGUCGCGCUCGACUGGGACCGGACGAUCCCGCUCCUCGCGUGCCUGCUGAUCGCAGGCAACACGUUCGCUAACACGUACAUCACCUCGCUGGUGUGGACCUCGUCCAGCGCCACAGGGUACACGAAGAAACUCACCCGCAACGCCAUGUUCAUGAUUAGCUACGGGGUGUCGAAUAUCAUCUCGCCGCAGAUGUGGAAGAGCGGCGGGCCGCGGUACUACGGGACGUGGAUUGCGCAGAUUGUGGUGAGUUUUUGUGUCACGCCGUUUGCGCUGCAUGUUGCGGUGCUGGGGAAUUUUGGGGAUGGGGUUGUGGAUAGUCUCGAUGCAGAUGGGAAUGUCGUGCAGAAGAAGGUGGAUAUCUCUGUGCUUGAUCUCACGGAUUUGGAGAAUAAGUUUUUUAUUUACCCGCUGUAG
Aspergillus calidoustus is the source of this 1314-nucleotide messenger RNA. NCBI's taxonomy places the organism in Eukaryota, Fungi, Ascomycota, Eurotiomycetes, Eurotiales, Aspergillaceae. The record is from the annotation of a GenBank genome assembly.